Messenger RNA from Aphidius gifuensis, 1296 nucleotides. Its product is annotated as histone acetyltransferase p300-like. NCBI's taxonomy places the organism in Eukaryota, Metazoa, Arthropoda, Insecta, Hymenoptera, Braconidae. The transcript is spliced from 2 exons. The record is from RefSeq and is a predicted model, not a curated record. Bases 192 to 1208 code for a protein of 338 amino acids. Gene Ontology annotation, molecular function: histone acetyltransferase activity; protein binding; chromatin DNA binding. Gene Ontology annotation, cellular component: histone acetyltransferase complex; transcription regulator complex. Gene Ontology annotation, biological process: positive regulation of transcription by RNA polymerase II.
CAUAAGUCAUUGCAAUUUUGCAAGUGGCGCAUUGUCAAUAUUGCAAUAUUAAUCACGGCCAUUUUGUCAAAAAAUUUUCUCUCAUCUCUAGGCCCUAUCCUUUGACAUUGUAAAUUGUGUAGUUUAACUAAGUUGCCCUUGGUUAAACUAGAUUGAACAGUUGAUGAUAGUGGUCAAGAAUAAGCGGUGAUAUGGCGCCACAACCAUCAACACCAAGUCCAGCACAACGACAAUCUGGUGGUCAACCAGGUCCACAACAAGCAACACAAGGACAAUCAACUGGUAAUACACAAACAAGUGGACAAUCAGCUAAUGCAGAACAUCGUAAAUUAAUUCAACAACAACUUGUAUUAUUAUUACAUGCACAUAAAUGUCAAAUACGUGAACGUUCAGCAACAAAUGGUAAAUCAUGGCGUUGUACAUUACCACAUUGUACAACAAUGAAAAAUGUAUUGGCACAUAUGACAACAUGUGGAGACGGUAAAGAAUGCUUAAUGCCACAUUGUAGUUCAUCUAGACAAAUAAUAACACAUUGGAAACAGUGUCAACGCACUGAUUGUCCUGUAUGUUUACCAUUAAGACAAUCUGAUGAAAUGAGAGCAGCAACCAAUGCUAAUGCAAGAACAGCUGGUGGUUUAGGAGUUGGUAUACGUGAUCCUGGACAAGUUAUGCAAGGUCUACCACCAGGUGCAAUAACACCAGCUGAUCUAAUACUUGCACAACGACAAACUGUCCAACAAGUCAUUGCUCCAAUUGUAAAUUCAAUGAGUAGUUCAGUUUCAUCAUCUUACGUGGUUGGUGAUGGUGGUGGUAAUGAUAAUCCACCGCCUCAAGCACGAUCCAAAGCAGAUCAGUUACGACAAGCUCUCAUGCCAACAUUUGAAAAAUUAUAUGGACUUGUACCAGAAUCAUUACCAUUUCGUCAACCAGUUGAUCCACAUGCAUUGUGCAUUCCAGAUUAUUUUGAUAUUGUUAAAAAACCCAUGGAUUUAUCAACAAUUAAAAAAAAACUCGAUGCUGGAGAAUACAGAGCUCCAUUGGACUAUUGUCAUGAUGUAUGGUUGAUGUUUGAUAAUGCAUGGCUUUAUAAUAACAAAACAUCAAGUGUUUAUAAAGGUUGUAAAAAAUUAUCAGAAGUAUUUGCGGAAAUCAUUCAACCAGUUCUGGAGUCACAUAGUUAUCGUGAUAAGAGAACAGAGCAGUCAUGAAGAAUUUGAUACAAGCUGGAACCAAGGAUGGCUGAUCAACCAAGAGCCAAUUAAUUCCAGAAAAUAAUAUUGAAAAAUUGCACAUGCC